Molecule: messenger RNA, 1030 nt
Organism: Dothidotthia symphoricarpi CBS 119687
Lineage: Eukaryota; Fungi; Ascomycota; Dothideomycetes; Pleosporales; Dothidotthiaceae
Exons: 1
Coding region: 462-1025 (187 amino acids)
Molecular function (GO): 1-alkyl-2-acetylglycerophosphocholine esterase activity
Source: RefSeq, a predicted model, not a curated record
AUCACUUUCAACCGAGAUCGAUUGAUUCCCUCUGCCUUCGUAGUCACAACAUACUUAUCAUAUUGAUUAUCAUGGCACCUCUCGAAACCUUCAUCAUCGCACUUCGAGUGCUUUCGUUAUCUUUUGCAGUCUCUUCAACGCAACUUCCAAUCGUCGGACCCAGCAACUUCGACGUUGCGAUUACCUCUAUCCAAUUAACGGACCCAGACCGGCUCGACCCUUUCGCGAAGGAUGGCAGGCUCCGAUCAGUCAUGGUUCCUGGUUCUUCUCCUGCGCCCUUGGUACAUCACGGAUACUAUACAAUAGCAUGCUACAAAGCGUAGCCGCGGCAGGAUAUCUCGUCAUUUCGAUCGAUCACCCAUACGACGCCGACUUCGUCGAAUUUCCGGAUAGAACGGUCAUCCCAGCUGUUGACAUCAGCAUAGAUGCUGAAGUUAAGCUAGCCCUUACCACACGUGUCGAUGACAUCGCCAUUCUAUACCGCGAGCUUCAAAAACAUAUCUUUCGCUGACAGACUCUUUCCCAGCUACCCACACAUAUCUCACAUCUCCAACACAGCGAUCUUCGGACAUUCCCUAGGCGGAGCCGCCGCAGCUGCUGCAAUGUCACAAGUCCCGUCUUUCCGCGGUGGCAUGAACAUCGACGGAACCAUGUUUGAGCGCGUUUUGACAGCCGGUCUUGACCGACCAUUCGUGUUAUUAGGACAUGAGAACAAGACACAGGAAACAGAUCCGUCGUGGAAAUCUGUAUGGCCGAUGUUGACAGGAUGGAAAAAAGAGUUCGAAGUCAAAGGCGCAGCUCAUUACAGUUUUUCUGAUCUGCCGCUCAUCGCUUUGGGUUUAGAUCUCCAGAAACAGCUACAGCCCGAGAUCGGUCUGGUUUUGGGAACGCUAGAAGGCCACAGGAUGAUGAAUCUCACUGUGACAUAUGUAACGGCGUUUCGGGAUUUUGCGUUGAAGUCUGGCUCUGAGGCGUUUUUGGAUGUUGCGAGCGGUAACUUUCUGGAAGUUAUCGAAGUGGCAUAAUAAGU